AUGGCAGAAUGGACGGCUCCAGAUCUUUUCUGCAGGUUUCUAGAAAAGCUCAAUACAGAAAGAUUGAGGAACGUCCGUCUUUCCUAUUUUCCAGGCCGAAUCAGGCCUGACGAGCGAGUACCCUAUCCUAGAAACGAUUCAAUGCUCAAGUGGUGCCCAGAAUCCUUGACGUCUCUUUCACUUGCGGAGAUAACCUUCCCUGGAUCUGACGUAUGGCGCCUGUCGGACUAUCCAUUACUGACACGGCUCGAAUUGAGAGACUGCUGGAACGUUGGCCAAGUUCUUGAUGAGGUGACGAGAUCGAAAGUCCAGCAUCUGAUCAUCCAGUUCUACGAUGUGUCUCCUCAGCAAGACUUUUAUUCCUGCGUGAUCAUCAAGAAUUUGCAGCAUCUGGAGGUCCUCAAUGUCUUUCAUGAGUCUCGGGUAAGCCAGGACCAUCGCCCGCCCAAUUACGACCAGGUCCAUAAGGAUACAAUGGAGCAGAUGGCAACUGAGGUUUUCAAAGGCAUUCCAAGCGCACACCCGUUCAAGAUCUUGGCACUCGGAAAGCAGUGGUACUUCAGCGGCACUCUGGAAGCUCACUGGCAUCGCGCACACCUCCGUCAAUGCUUUUCCAGGUCAGAAAGAACGGCGAUAACACCGGACGAGGCCUGCGCAGCUAGCGCCGAAUAUGUUGCAGCGGAUAAGAUCACAUAUCUGUAUCCAGAUUCGGAUAUACUAUCCUACGAAUUUGAUCCUGUUGAAGAUGCACCGCCGUAG
This is a messenger RNA of Bacidia gigantensis, 759 nucleotides long. RefSeq lists its product as uncharacterized. The transcript is spliced from 2 exons. Lineage: Eukaryota; Fungi; Ascomycota; Lecanoromycetes; Lecanorales; Ramalinaceae. The record is from RefSeq and is a predicted model, not a curated record. Bases 1 to 759 code for a protein of 252 amino acids.